Planococcus citri (citrus mealybug) is the source of this 1527-nucleotide messenger RNA. RefSeq lists its product as uncharacterized. Lineage: Eukaryota; Metazoa; Arthropoda; Insecta; Hemiptera; Pseudococcidae. The coding region runs from base 294 to 887 and encodes 197 amino acids. The transcript has 5 exons. The record is from RefSeq and is a predicted model, not a curated record.
CACGUGCGUCUAGUUACCUACUUAUAGCUACGAAUGUGAAAUCGAAUAUGAUAUGGAUUAAUCGUUUCAGCAUUUUGUAUUGUAUAUUGUAUGAGGUUGGUACAUGCAAGUUGUUCACUUGUUACGUCUUGUUGCAGUGCAGUGAGUGUUGACUCGGGGGUAAUUUUACUUCAAGUUUGAUUUAAUUAUUAGCUUUAAAGUUUGAAUUGAAAUUGACGUGGACCUUUUUUGAGUUUGUGUUUUUGUUGCUGCUGUUAUAAAUUAUAAUACUUAAAUUCCAACAGUCAACCGAAAUGGAUCCGGAUAAACUUGAAGAUAAACCUUUUCCUAUUUGGUUACUUUGGGGACAUUUGGCUACUAUCGCGGUUAAAAACCUGAUGACGCAUGUAUUUCAUUGGCUCAAUACUCCGGAUAUUGCCCACUUCGUAGGUGCUGAUACUAUGUUAGUCUAUUAUAUAAUUAUGGGAUUCGAUUUCGUACAAUUUGUGAUCUUUUUGGUCGCUGUUAUGUGGGUUAAAAAAAUUCGGGCAAAGCUUCCCAGUUCCUUGUUAAUAAUUUGUGAGAUAUGUAUAUUCUUGGACAUAUUACUCACGAUUCGUACGGCUUAUGAACUAAAUUUUAGCGAGACAGAAAUUGAAGAAUCGCGUGAAGACGAAACGACUUAUGAACUAAAUUUUAGCGAGACAGAAAUUGAAGAAUCGCGUGAAGACAAAACGACUUAUGAACUAAAUUUUAGCGAGACAGAAAUUGAAAUAUCGCGUAAAGACAAAUACAAGCUGAGUCGUUUGUGCUUCACGAAGAUAGGUAUGUAUACAUAUAAUGUCCGGAUUAUUAAUUUAUUGCUGCAAUGGAGAACUACCAGCCACUCAGCGAGACGUCCAUUGUGAAGAAGGGGAUGUAUCAGCACUUGCUUUGAAUGAUGUCUUCUUGACUCGCACCCAUCCUCUAUAUCCUGUUCAACCUGAAGGGAAUAUAUCUGCAGCUGCACCUACUUUAAAUGCUCCUCAGUCCGCUGUUAUCCAUCCACAAUAUCCUGUUCAGCCUAAAAGGAAUUCUGGGACCAUCUUCCGGAUCUGGUAUCCCUUCGUAUAGUCACAAUAGUUGAAUUCAAAUGAUUCGUCAUUCUUCAGGAGUAGGUAAAUAUAUGUACAUAGGUGUCUGGUUUUGUAAUAAUUGUGGUUGAAUCUUUACGCAGAUAGGUAUUGUUUGGUUAAAUUACUAUUCUCGAUCAUAAAAAUGUGAUUUUCGAGCUUUUUAGCAGUUGAAUCUCUACAAAUGUAAUGUUUAUUUUGAUUUUUGUUGUUAAUGUCGUAGGUAUAGUAUGCAGAAGAUAUUUUACAUUUUUUUUUUCGUGUAAGUGCCUGCAUUCUCAAUUAAUGCAAUCUAUAAUUUAUUACGUGUUGUUUCAUUGUAGGUCAUUUUUGUUAUACAUUUUUCAAUACCCAGGUAGUUGUAUUUUCAAGAAAUGUGCUUUUCUGAUUCGUUUUUAUCGUCUCAUAAUAUAACUUAUAAACAAUUUUCAUUUUU